This is a messenger RNA of Folsomia candida, 6305 nucleotides long. It is a transcript of the gene Fur2, whose product is annotated as furin-like protease 2. The transcript has 28 exons. NCBI's taxonomy places the organism in Eukaryota, Metazoa, Arthropoda, Collembola, Entomobryomorpha, Isotomidae. The record is from RefSeq and is a predicted model, not a curated record. Gene Ontology annotation, cellular component: trans-Golgi network; Golgi membrane. Gene Ontology annotation, molecular function: serine-type endopeptidase activity. Gene Ontology annotation, biological process: protein processing. The coding region runs from base 1930 to 5571 and encodes 1213 amino acids.
GGAAUUUCUCCACUUGGACGACGGAAGCAAUAACUAAACCUAAAACCAAAAUGCAGGAGUAGUAGUUGGUUAAGUUAUUUUACUACUUUAUAGUUAAUACUUUAGUUAGGAAAGAAGAUGAUGGCAAAGUUUGCAGCAAAAGUGGUCAGCAGCAAGAUGAGUACAAGUUGCUUGGUGGUAGCAUUAUUGAGAAGAAGUGCAGUAGUAGGAUUACUUGGUUAUUCAGGAGGAGUUUAAUUAAUUUGGCUGAACAAAACUGAACGACGAUGGAACAAAUCGCAAAUAGUAGUGACUAAGACUCGCAAUUGGCAAGUCAUUCAUUUGCUCCUUCUAUCUUCACAUCGCAUCAUCAUCCGUCAGUGAGUGAGAGGAUUGCAAAUCGUUCUCAUCAAAAGGACACAAAAAAUUAAAACUCAUUUAAGCAGCAAACAUGCUUUUUAGGAGAUUGAAGUUUUGUGAAAAUAAGACACUUUGAUUGAACUACUUUGAAGAUUCUAAAAUACGCAUUAUUUAUCCUACGUACAGGCCACUUGAAUGUGCAUUUUUAUAUUUGCAAGGGCUAUGUAUUAAACACUUUGGUCUAGUCCAUUUUAAUGUCAAUCAUCAAACCAACUCGGAGGAUGCAAUUUACUGCAAAGCCUGUGACUUAGAAAUUGAAGUCUCUGCAAACUGUGUCUAAUUGUCGCAAGUGGUGCAUAGUUUCAUGGUGAAGAUCAAUUAUUACAUUAGUUGAAAGUAUCAAUCGAGUGAGUUCAAACGAAACCAAAAUUAAACCAAACCUAACAAAUAAGUCAACUUGUGUUACAAUAAAAGUAUUGCGGACGUGCGAGACUGGAGCUGGACGAGUCGUCUCAAUUUUCUCAAACCAAAGAACCUCUCUUCUGGUGAUAUUCCACAUCAGUACACUUUUGUGUUGUGACAAUAUUUGAGCAUUUGACAAUAUUUCAGUGACGUGGUGACGUAUUGCUCUUCUAGUCUUAAAAUAUUCCUGAUGCAUGAUAACCUUUCAAGUUAGUCAAUAAUAAGAGUGCCAGUAAAUAGACGUGGUGGGCGACCUUCAUUACUAGGCGUUGGAAACAAACUAAAAUUGGUUUCGGAACACUGGCUGGAUGGAAGAUUCGACUUUGUCAUAUCAACCUUGCAUUAGGGGUUGAUGAUGAUGAUUUCAGAGCGUGGUGUGUUUUGUAUGUGAUUCUGUUCAUGUUCACGUGCUAUAAAUGAUUGACGAAGAAUGAAGUAACGAAUCAUCGCCGAUUUGGAAAAUCUGAAAAUAACUUUUGAUCAUCACUAUAAGCUUGAGUGAACUUGUCAAAGGAAACUAUUUUGUCUCCACCACCAUCGUCGCCACCACCGCACCGCCUUCAACUCCAUUGACCACCAUAUGGCAAAGUUUCUUUAUUGAUGACGUAGUGUCUUUCACGACCGGAAUGCACCCAAACCCACUCAAAUACCGCAUCACACCAACUACUUGCUGCUGGUAUUCCUAACACGACAGAAAAUUGGCCGAGGAAAUUGUGAUAACAGAUUGUACUCGCUCUCGCAGCAGUUGAUGGGUGUCGCUCCUAAUUUGACGUUGCCUAUUCCUAUAUUGGAGAUAUAUACACAGACUCCCUCGUCAGUGCAGUUUUGCGACACCUGUUAAGCCCAAGAUUUCAAUUUCGUGUCCAGUCCAACUCAUUUCCUCUUGGGUGUGACGGCAGUAAGCGCAAAAAGUGAUUGUUUUUGAAGCAACAUAUCCUGCUGCUACAAACAAUUGCAGGAUUUAUAAUUUAUAAUGGGUGGGAUCGAAUUGCCAUCAUGUCUCAUUCUGACCUCAAUUGAUGAAACAACAAGAUUAGGAUUUUGAAGACAUUGAAUCAUACGUAUCGCCGGACACUUAUAAUCUGACAAACAGCGGUAGAGUUUUUUACUCUAUCUGGUCAAAUAAAUAUGAAGCAUAAUUUCAGAACUUUACUCAGCAACCGUCAAAGUCGUCAACUUUUCUCAGUUUCUAGUUUGGUGAAUGUGAUACUUAUUAUAAUUUUUUGUUGGAUAUCGGAUACAAAUUCGCUGUAUUCUAAUCAUUUCGCCGUCCAUGUUCCCAGUGGAGCUGCCAGAGCUGCAGACAUUGCUCAGGAGUAUGGAUUUAUCAAUAUGGGACAGAUUGGCAGCCUUGCAAACUAUUAUUUGUUUGAGCACCCAAAAGUAAGAAAAAGAUCAAUCUCAUCGAGCGAUGAGCAUCACACAUUGCUGCAAGAUGAACCGGAUGUUCACUGGUUCGAACAGCAAGUGGAGAGAAAGAGGACGAAACGUGAUUUCCAUUAUUAUGAAGGAAAUUCUCAAGCAAGUGGCCAAAAUCCUUAUUUUGCAACCUCUGCUUUUGGCCCACCAUAUUCCACCAGUGGCUUUGUAGAUCCUUUGUUUAAAGAACAAUGGUAUUUGACUGGGGGCUCAAAAGACGGUUUCGACAUGAAUGUGCUGAGUGCUUGGAAGAGAGGCUUCACAGGAAAGGGUGUGGUUGUAUCUAUCCUUGAUGAUGGAAUUCAAACUAACCAUCCUGACUUGAUUCUCAACUAUGAUCCGCGAGCCUCAACUGACAUUAAUGACAAUGAUAGCGAUCCAACGCCACAGGACAAUGGAGAUAAUAAACAUGGGACUCGAUGUGCUGGUGAAGUAGCAGCUACCGCUGGAAAUAACAUUUGUGGAGUGGGUGUCGCAUAUAAUGCCUCGAUUGGUGGGGUUCGGAUGUUGGAUGGAACCGUUAAUGACGCUGUGGAGGCGAAAGCCCUGGGUCUGAAUCCCGACCAUGUGGACAUUUACUCGGCGUCGUGGGGUCCGGAGGACGAUGGCAAAACAGUGGACGGUCCAGGGCCUCUGGCACGUAGAGCAUUCAUUUACGGAGUCACAAACGGACGUAGAGGUUUGGGUUCCAUCUUUAUUUGGGCGUCUGGCAAUGGAGGACGACACGUGGAUUCUUGUAAUUGUGAUGGAUAUACAAAUUCAAUUUUCACCUUAUCCAUUUCAUCGGCGACGCAAGGAGGGUAUAAACCAUGGUAUCUUGAGGAGUGUGCUUCCACCUUAGCCACAACCUACUCAAGUGGGACGCCUACGCUGGAUAAAAGCGUGGCCACCGUUGACAUGGAUGGACGUCUUAGACCUGACCACAUUUGUACAGUUGAGCACACAGGAACGAGUGCUAGUGCUCCUCUCGCGGCUGGAAUUGCUGCUUUAGCUCUUGAGGCAAACCCCAACUUGACUUGGAGGGAUUUGCAACAUUUGGUAGUAAUGACUAGCAGACCUGAUCCGUUGGUAAAAGAAGAAGGAUGGUAUGUCAAUGGCGUUCAACGAAAAUUCAGUCACAAAUUCGGAUAUGGACUAAUGGAUGCUGGCAAAAUGGUGGACUUGGCCGUGGACUGGGGUGGAGUUCCACCUCAACAUAUUUGCAAGUCUCGAGAAAUCAGAGAAGACAGGGAAAUUCCGGGUGCCCAUCUAGGAAAAGUGAAAGUUUUCAUGGACGUUGACGGAUGUGCAGGAACAAACUCGGAAAUUAGAUACCUUGAACAUGUCCAGUGCAAAAUUUCUCUAAGAUUCUUUCCGCGUGGAAACCUCCGAAUUCUGUUGACCUCUCCAAUGGGCACAACUUCCGUUUUGCUAUUUGAGAGACCCAGAGAUGUCUCGAGCUCAAAUUUCGAUGACUGGCCAUUUUUAUCCGUUCAUUUUUGGGGGGAACAAGCUCACGGUCGGUGGACCUUGGAAAUAAUUAAUUCUGGAAGUCGACGAAUUAAUCAACCUGGUAUUCUUAAAAAAUGGCAACUUAUCCUGUACGGCACCGACUUAAACCCACAACGCCUUAGAUCGCGAUCUUUGAGUAAUCCUACAUUUCAACCGUCAUCAAGUCAAUUUAGAGAAGCACAGAGUCAAGGAUCCCCACGAUUUGUUCCACAAGACUAUUUGUACCCUGGUGCUUCUGAAUCGCUGUCUCAAGUACAAAAACCACAGAUGGUUCGGUCACAGUGUCAAAUUGAAUAUUGGAUAUCGGAUUUGGCAAUCUGCGUUAAUGACUGUCCAGACGGCUACUUUGCUGAUGUAGACAAGAAGGAGUGUUUUUCAUGUCCUCAACGUUGCAAAUCCUGCUACAACAGUACAUCAUGUACAGCUUGUGACCACAAUUUGGUGUUGUUCGGAACAAAAUGUCUAGCAUCCUGCCCAGCCGGGCAUUAUGAAGCAGAUUCCUCAUGCGAAAAGUGUCCAGUCAAGUCAUGUGCAGCCUGUGCUGGACCAAUGGGAAAUGAAUGUGUGCAAUGCCUCAAAGGUACAUACCUGGAAAACGGAAAAUGUUCGCCCAAGUGUGGAACUGGACGGCGUCAAUCUAGUUCAGGGAGCUGUAUUGCUUGUCCUGUAGGAUGCAAGUCUUGUGAUGAAAAUGUAUGCACGUCAUGCAUUGAAAACUUUACACCUUCUUCAGAUUCUUCAUCAUGUGAACAAUCUAAUACUGUUUGUCCGCUGGGCCUUUUCCUCGACAUUGAGACAGGACAAUGCCAAGCUUGUCAAGCUGAAAAUUGUCAACGAUGUGAAGGUGCUGGUCAAUGUCUUCAGUGUGCCCAUGGAUUUUACGUAUAUUUAGGAACCUGUUUAGACCAAUGCUCUGGUGGUUCUUAUCUAACUUCAAAUCGAAAAGAAUGUUUAGAUUGUCCCAAGUUAUGCACCAAAUGCAAAUCCGCCGAGAUUUGUGAAGAAUGUCGGACUGAUGGAAUGUUGCAAGAAGGGAAAUGCCUCCCGCAUUGUUCGGAAGGGUACUACAAUGACGUCGGAACCUGUUCUCGAUGUUCACAAAGUUGUAAGACAUGUAUUGGUCCCGGAGAGAGUGAAUGUGUGACAUGCGUUAGUGGGCGCAAACUUAGCCGUAGUGGACGAUGCGUAAAUUUGAAUUCAACUACAACAAAAUCAGGACCAACCAUGAAAUCUGAAAAACAAUGUGCUGACGGGUAUUGGUACAGUCGUACGGAAACAAAAUGUCAAUCAUGUCAUCCAUCCUGUUCUAAAUGCAAUGGACCCAUGCCAUAUAACUGUCGCAAUUGUGUGACCCCACUAAGGCUUGACCGAGGAAGUAGUCGCUGCAUUAGCUGUUGCAAAACUUCUGAAGAUUUGGACUGUUGUCAUUGUGAUACUAAACGGCACACUGGUACUCCGUUAACGGCUGACGUGGAUGGUGAAUGCCAUUUUGUUUCAAGGAGAGUCUCAGAGUCAGAAGAACGGGAAAUUAGUUCAGGAAAGUGGAGUGACUCUACCGUACUCAGUGUUUUUUGGUUUUCUGUGUUUACUGUGGUUGUGGUUUCUGUACUUGUGAUAUUCCGAAGACGAAGGAAAAGUGCUGACAAUUCCUACAAUUCUGGACCUCGUUACUCUUCACAAAAAAACUUAUUCGACCACAACCAUACGAGGUCCUCCGCCAAAUAUUCCCCAGUAAAUGUUGAAACAGACAGUUAUGAAACAAAUCAUAAUGAUGGUGUGGACAGUGAGGAUGAAGUUGACUUAACAUACGCGGAUACAAGACACGGAUCAGAAGGCAUCCCUCUGGUACUAAAGACUUAGUGGUUGCAAAUUAAUUUUUUAAUUAUAAUAAACAUACCUAUCUAAGAAUGGUUGUUCCAACCAACUCAACAAUUAUCAAAGUCCUGUGAUGAUAUAUUAUGAAAUUUGUAUAUAGGUUAGGUUCAUGCAUAUGUCAAAUUAUACCGAAACAUAAUUUGAUAUGUAAGGAACUGAAAUUUAUCGCUUAAGACAAUUGAAUAUGUAUUCAACGGUUGUUUACAAAAUCGAGAUUUUAUUACGAUGUUGCGCAUGCGAGAAGAAGUCGCCUGUAAUUAAUGCCUUAAACUAUGGUCGCGAGUGCGCACACGACAUUAUCGUAUAACUAACGGACCGUAUUCAAAGUUGCGUAUGAACAUAAUAAUCGCAUAAUAAUCAACCUUCCAACGUUUAAGAAGACAAAGGCGCAUACUUACCUAAAUAGCAGAGUGCAGACAGUCAUAAAUACACCACGUAGAAAGUGAAACAUUACAUUACUUAUAUUAUCCUAUGUAUAUAUAUGAAUAGUAAUAUUUACUGGGUUAAAAAAAGUUGACUAUGAGUUAAAUCUGUUUGAAUGUAGAGUCAAGCCAAUUGAUAAUCAUACUUUUUGAUUGUGAUUAAAAAUAAAUUUGUUUUUAUGAAAAUGCAAGACUUGAAGAACUUUAAUCGUUAGAUUUUCCAUAUUAUCCUAUUUUACAUUUAUUAUUAGGUAAAUGUAGAAACAAUUUUAUAACGAAAUAAACGUUUUAAAAACA